Messenger RNA from Eutrema salsugineum, 1397 nucleotides. Its product is annotated as probable cysteine protease RD19D. The transcript has 4 exons. The coding region runs from base 39 to 1142 and encodes 367 amino acids. Gene Ontology annotation, cellular component: lysosome. Gene Ontology annotation, molecular function: cysteine-type endopeptidase activity. Lineage: Eukaryota; Viridiplantae; Streptophyta; Magnoliopsida; Brassicales; Brassicaceae. The record is from RefSeq and is a predicted model, not a curated record.
GGCCGCCUCAAAACAAGAACCAUCGAUAAAGAGCAAUCAUGGUGGCUAAAACCUUAGCACUCUUCAUAACAUGCGCCAUCUUCUACUGCCAUGGGGCAGCUUCCUUGGAAGACCUCACCAUACGCCAAGUCACAGAUGAUCGACUUUCCAAUCUCCUUGGGACACACACGGAGACCAAAUUCCGGGUUUUCAUGUCGGACUACGGCAAGAGCUACUCCACGCGGGAGGAGUACGUGCAUCGCCUCGGUAUAUUUGCUAAAAACGUCCUCAAGGCGGCCGAGCACCAGAUGUUGGACCCCACUGCCGUCCACGGUGUCACGCGGUUCUCUGACCUAACGGAAGAGGAGUUCACGAGGAUGUACACUGGAGUAGUCGGAGUAGUCGAUGUUGGCGGCCGCCGUGGCGGUACGGUUGGAGCGGAGGCACCCAUGGUAGAAGUUGAGGGAUUGCCCACAGAUUUUGACUGGAGGGAGAAAGGUGCAGUUACUGAGGUCAAGGAUCAAGGUGCAUGUGGAUCGUGCUGGGCUUUUAGCACAACAGGAGCAGUUGAAGGAGCCCAUUUUGUCUCCACCGGGGAGCUAGUUAGUCUUAGCGAACAACAACUUGUGGAUUGUGAUAAAGCGUGCGAUCCAAAGGACAAGAAAGCGUGCGACGAUGGAUGUGGUGGGGGACUCAUGACAAAUGCCUACGAGUAUUUAAAGGAGGCAGGAGGUUUAGAAGAGGAAAAAUCAUAUCCUUACACUGGCAAACGAGGCCACUGCAAGUUCGAUCCCAAUAAGGUUGCAGUAAAAGUAGUGAACUUCACGAAUAUACCACUGGACGAGGACCAGAUCACAGCAAAUUUAGUACAACAUGGUCCUUUAGCAGUGGGAUUAAACGCGGUGUUCAUGCAGACGUACAUAGGAGGAGUGUCGUGUCCGCUUAUAUGCAGCAAGAAAAAGAUUAACCACGGGGUGCUUCUUGUUGGGUACGGAUCAAAAGGGUUUUCGAUCUUAAGGCUUGGCAAUAAACCGUAUUGGAUUAUCAAGAACUCGUGGGGGAAGAAAUGGGGAGAUGGUGGGUACUACAAGCUGUGUCGUGGUCAUGAUAUGUGUGGGAUUAACUCGAUGGUCUCUGCAGUGGUCACCCAAGUUUCGUCCUAGAUUAGAUGGGUCUUGUCUUUUACUUGGUGAAAUUCCUCUUGCACUCUCUUGGUUUUAUUUUAGGGUUACACGAUUUAGGAGUGAAGUUGAGAGUUCUGAAAAUCGGGCCUAUACCGUUGUGUUGUAGUAGACACUAAACAAUGGAGUGAUUAAUAUUUGUUUUUGACAAUGUUCUUUACUAGUUACCACCUUAUCUUAUUAUAGCGGGGUGGGAUAAAAAAUAAAAUUUGUCAUGCAAAAUAUAUAAAACUAGUU